ACUCAGCACACAAAUAAAGUUGGCGGAAAUGUACACUACUGCGCAAUUUGCGCAUGCGUGUUGAGGCGAAAUUUCCCUCUGUGGAGAAGCUAGCAUGCCGGAGAGAAGUGAGACCGUGACACCGGACCGUGACGGUCCGUUUUCAGUCCCAUCACUAGCACUUCGCAUUGGGCCAGAUUUCGCUCUUUCAUUGGAAUAAUCCUAUACGAGGCACUGCCCGGGCCCAUCUCACAAUUUUAGUAAGAGGCAGACGGAGCAAGCUGCAAGGAAUGAAAAGCAGAAUGGCUGAAGAUUCACUGGAAGAGAAGAGGCCGCUGAUCAACCGUAGACGGGCCAGCUCCAGCAGCGAGGCCAGAGGGCUAUCAUCGCCACAGGGUCACACCUACGGCUUGUCCAAAUGGAGACGACGCGGGGCCUGCGCCUCGAUCCUCCUGGCCGUUAUGUUUGAACGGCUGACGUUUUACGGCUUCUCCGCCAACCUGGUCAUGUUCCUGAACGAAAGCCCCUUUCUUUGGAUAUCUUAUGAUGCCGCAAACGCCGCCCUGAUUUUCACAGGUCUGACGUACGUUUCCUCUGUUUUUGGCGGGCUACUGGCCGAUACCCUCCUAGGACGAUUCAAAACUAUUGUCGUCAGUUUCAUCCUCUAUGGCCUGGGCAGCGUCUUACUUGUGUUGAUCGGCUACAGCUCCACCUCGAAAUCAUUUCGGCACUCUUUUUGCGGGAAUGACACCAGUGGAUGGGUGCCAGCUCCUGCAAGCAACAAUUCAAGUGUAGGGCCAACAGAGCCCCCCAAGAGUAGUUUUAUGUACUGCGGUUGGGCCGUGUAUGUUAGUCUUGUAGUGAUUGCUCUUGGUAGUGGCUCUUUGCGAUCCAACUUAUCUCCUUUUGGAGGUGAUCAGGUGCGAUACGAAGGCCCCAAAAUCAUUAGAACCUUCUUCAAUUGGUUUUACUGGGCCAUCAAUGUAGGCUCGCUGAUCGCGUUGCUAGGAGUCACCGCCUUGCAGCAGAAUGUAGACUUCUUCAAAGGCUUACUGGUGCCUGCUGCAUCGCUCUGCGUUGCGGCCGGAGUCUUCGUCAUCGGUCGGACCUGGUACCUUUCCAAGAAACCGAUGGGCAGCGUGCUGACAAAUACGUCCAAGAUCAUCAUUGAAGCUUUCAAACAGCGGAAAGCUAGGAAGAUGAUGGUCCAAAGACAAGACAGUACUGAGUUAUUCCACAGUCAACGCCCUCCGAGCUUCUUAGACAUGGCCAAGGUUCGAUACGGAGGCAGUUUCCAUGAGUCUAUGGUCGAUGAUGUCAAAUCACUCAAGAAGAUCAUUCUGGUGUUUCUGGGCCUGACGCCGUACUGGGUGGUUUAUUUUCAGAUGCAGACAACGUUUUUGCUCCAGGGACUCCACUUGCGUUUCAAAAUCAACUGCACAGUGGAAAGUUGCAAUGACACUACAGAUGACUUCCAGAUUCCACCGGCAUGGCUUUCUGCCUUCGAUGUCGUCGCAGUUCUCCUGUUCCUCCCGUUAUUCGAUGGAGUCCUCUACCCCAAGCUAGACCGACACGGGAUCAACUUCACCCUCCUCAGGCGUAUGAUCGCCGGGAUGGUUUUCAGCAUGUUGGCCAUGAUCGCCGCGGGGGUUCUGGAAGACUACCGACUGGCUUGGAUCAGGAGUCACAACGAGACGAUUAACCAGAGCAUCAGAUCGGGGGACACCUGGACGGUGUACCACGCGGCAGAUAUCUGGGUCUUUUGGCAGAUCCCCCAGUACUCGCUCAUCGGGAUCAGUGAAGUCUUUGCAAGUGUUGCUGGUCUAGAAUUUGCCUACUCCAUGGCACCCCGCUCCAUGCAAGGUCUCAUCAUGGGCAUCUUUUACUUCUCCUCUGGCAUCGCGGCAUUGGUCGGUAGCGCCAUCUUGAAAGUCACUUCCUUGCCCGCAAUUAACUGGUUCGAGAAAAAGGACGCGGGUAACAUCAAUAACGGUCAUCUGGAUCGGUACUUCUACUUGCUGGCAGCUUUCCAACUUGUCGGACUGAUCAUUUUUGCUGCUGUUGCUCUGUACCAUGAGAGGCAGGAGGCCAAGCAACGGGCCGGGUCGACAGCCAUCAACAAAAAUCACCACGAGGACAGGGCUGUGUCUCAGACUUAACACAAGAGGGCGCCCUCUGAUAAUGAGAUGUCGUGUUUGUCAGCCAGGAACGUUGGCAAGGGAUAGAACACUUCUUUGAACAGGUGUGUGGCGUUUUCUUCAAGCAGUUGAUUUUCAUGGAAUGUAAGUCACGAUUUGUGGAGGAUUUCCAAACAAGUUUGCCGCGCACUUGUGCAAUGUACUGAUGAUCGAUUUCACAAACUUGUUCCACUUGCCCAGUUUUACAUAUUUUUACAAGGGCUAUUUUGUACAUGGUUUCAUAAUGAUCAGAAAACAGUCAGUAAAUUACACGAGCUCCAUCAGAAAUGUUUCUGCCGAACUGGACCGAUUAUGAUUUGCAUAGUGUGAAUUUGUUUCAUAAUAGGGCUGUCCCGAAUAUACCACAUAUUCAAAUAUUUGAUGAUCGGUGGAAUAUUCCAAUAGCUUUUUGCCAAUUGGAAUAUUCAAAAACAAAAAAAACUACGCAUGUACACUCACGACUGCAAUGGUAUUUUAUCGCGAAGAUCAGCACUUCAUUGUCUGGUGCCUCUUUUUUUGUCUACGGUAACUUUUUCGUCGAUGGCGGUUCAUUGUUCGCACCCUUUAAAGGGGCACUAGGUCCUGAAAUCCCCGAAAAUGUUAUGUUUUGGAUUGUUUACUUAGCCUAUUUCAAACAUCUGCAAAACACUUUAGCAGCCCAUAUCGAUCGCUUCAUGCAAAUUUUAACUGGCGCGCUCUGCGUGCUACUUUUGACCGGCGCGACACGCAGUUGCAGGUGGCAGUUUUGAAUAUCCAAAUAUUUGGUCAAAAGCAGUUCAUUCGACAAUGGACUGCCCUAUUUCAUAAUGGAUCAUUCCAUUCAGCCCCGCCCGUGGUCUUUCGACCAAUCAGAGCCUUGGCUGAGGUCCAACAUGCAUGCACAAAAGUCCAACAUUCGUGCACAAGCUUCUGAAAUGCAUGAUUCUUCGUAAGACAUGCGCAGGCAUAUUUUAGUCGUGCAAGUCAUAAAACAAAAUGUCAAUGUAGGCAGUUGCGCACGUCUUUGUGGAAUCAGCUUCAGACUUGUCUAAUACAGGAGGAUACCGCGUAUUACUGCUAGGGGGCGCUCUUCGUGGUUCACAUGCCUUGUUACUGAAAUUGUGGUUCCUGUUUAGAGUGUAUGCACAACAUAUAAUGACGGCAGAGUAUCAAUGUGAAAUAACAUUACCUAUGGAAUACAAAUGUUUCCGCAUAUAUGCAUUAAAUUGUGCAUCGAACACUAAAUAUAUGUACACGUAUUUAACAUUUUAAAAACUUUUGAAUUUAAUAACUGUAUAACAUUAUGUGACUAAUUUAAACAAAGUUAGCAUUUCCUGAAAUAUUUUGUUUUUAAUUUUAUGUUCAUAAUGAUUGAUUUAAUAAGGGAAUUUUUAUGUUAAUUUUGUUCAUUACUUUGGGUCGUUUGUGAGGGUUAUUAAUGUGACUAGUGGCUACUAACUGAAAAAAAAAAUGGUUGGGGCAGCACACGUACUACUAAAAACUU
Messenger RNA from Patiria miniata (bat star), 3639 nucleotides. Its product is annotated as solute carrier family 15 member 4-like. Gene Ontology annotation, molecular function: transmembrane transporter activity. Lineage: Eukaryota; Metazoa; Echinodermata; Asteroidea; Valvatida; Asterinidae. Bases 270 to 2138 code for a protein of 622 amino acids. The record is from RefSeq and is a predicted model, not a curated record. The transcript is spliced from 7 exons. Gene Ontology annotation, cellular component: membrane. Gene Ontology annotation, biological process: oligopeptide transport; transmembrane transport.